Molecule: messenger RNA, 6714 nt
Organism: Danio aesculapii
Lineage: Eukaryota; Metazoa; Chordata; Actinopteri; Cypriniformes; Danionidae
Gene: fhip1b
Product: FHF complex subunit HOOK interacting protein 1B
Exons: 13
Coding region: 468-3848 (1126 amino acids)
Biological process (GO): endosome organization; early endosome to late endosome transport; endosome to lysosome transport
Cellular component (GO): FHF complex
Source: RefSeq, a predicted model, not a curated record
CGUGGAGUCUGGAGAAAGAUGGCUGCGGGACGAAGGGAGAGGUUGAGAAAUCUCAGAUUCGCUGUUUGAGGACUGACAGGUUACGGUAGUGGACGAGGAGGAAAACUGCGUUCGCUCGCGUGUGUGUGGAGGAGUAGGCGUAUCGGUAUGGAGUAUAGUGCCGAUAGCAAACUGGAUGACAGGGAGUGCAGACAAACCUCGCAUGCUCACACACUGAUCACUGGUGUUCAGUGACUGUUGUUGCAAUCCUCGGCAGGAUCCAUCCCUUUCUAUGCUUUUACCUCUUUUAUUUCUUCAAGCUGGACUCUUCGUCACUUGAUUUUUAGACACCUUUUUUGUGAGUCACUUUACCUCCCUCCCCACCCCCUUUUCCCUUUUUUCCUCCCUCUCUAUACUUUCCCCCCUUUCCCCCUUUAUUCUUUCCCUGUUGACCUCUUGAAUAAGUUUGGAUCAGCCUGUGUGCUAAAAUGAGCUGGCUGAGUAGAUUAAAUCCAAGGGGUCCAGGCACUAGGACCGGUCGACAUGCAGCCCCGUCUAGCCCAUGCACUGCCGACCCUGAGACCUGUCUGAUGGUGUUUGAGAACCACUGGAGACAGGUGUCAGGGGUGUUGAAACAUAGAGAGUCUUCAGUUGGUGGUUUUGCAGAUGAUCUCACAGCGGUUCGCAAUCACACAGAUCAGAUGCUGUGCCUGCUAGCUGAAGAGAGACCAGCAGGGGGAGACAUUGAAUCACCAGCAAUGGGUCCUAUUCUGGAGAUGGUGGUGGCGGAGAACAUACUGGAAGAGUUGGUACAGUGGCAUGUGCGCCGUGGGCUGGAUCCGGACAGUCAGCUGGAGCUGUUGAAACUGUUCGAGAUGCUGAUCGGACAGUCACAUCAGCCCCUGCUCCUGCACAGUGCAGUCCUGCAGCCACUGCUAAGCCUGCUGGGAGCGUGUGUGGAUCCCCAGAUGGGCUGCCCUCCUGCCCUCGAGUCCAGCCUCGUACUGCUGCUAAAUCAGGUGUGUGUGUCCAUGGCAAAGGAAACUGCAGUUUUGGAGUUGUUAUUUAGGUGUGGUUCAGUUCAGCAAGGUCCCACAAACCUGCUGAUCUUCUCCCUGUUGGUGCCAUUUAUACAUCGAGACGGUGCACUGGGGCAGCAGGCACGUGACGCGCUGCUCCUCGUCAUGGCAACCUCUGCCAGCAACCAUGCUGUGGCACGGCACAUCACUGAGAACUCCUACUUCUGCCCUGUUCUAGCAACAGGGCUGAGUGGACUGUAUUCUUCCCUGCCACGGAAGAUUGAGGUACGGGGCGAUGACUGGCAUGCCCUGCGGAGGGAGGACUGGAUGGGCGUCUCCUCUCUGGUGUUGUUCAUGAACAGUCUUGAAUUCUGCAACGCUGUAGUGCAGGUGGCACAUCCUCUUGUUCGCUGCCAACUCCUUGACUACCUCCACAACGGCUUCCUGGUGCCAGUCAUGGGCCCUGCUCUGCACAAGUCGUCGGUGGAUGAGAUGAUCGCAAGCACGGCAUAUCUGGACUUGUUUUUACGCUGUAUCACAGAAACUUCCCUUCUCAAGACCUUCCUGCGCUUUAUUCUGUUGCAUCACCAUGACAACGACACCAUCCUUGAUACACUACUCACACGCAUCAGCAGCAAUUCACGGCUGUGCAUGGUCUCUCUGAGUCUGUUCAAGACAUUGCUCAGCCUCAACUGUGAAGACCUCAUGCUCCAGCUUGUUCUCAGGUAUCUGUUGCCAUGCACACAUGUAAUGCUUAGUCAGCGGAGAGCAGUCAGGGAAACAGACCUCUACGGCAAAUCAGCUGACAAGUUCCUUUCCCUCAUACCUGAAUGCUGCCGAAUCACUUCAGCACCCUCUGGUGAGCGGGAUGAGGAACCUGCCUUUUGGGGCAAGGUGUUGGGAAGUCCCACUUCAGAGUCACCAGUACACCCCAGACCCAGCACUCCUUCCCGCCUUGCUCUCUUUAUUCGUCAGCAAAGCUCAGGAGGCCAAGCCAACCCUUCCUCAUCUGGUUCAGAAAAUGCUCCUUCUUCUCCUCGUGGUAGUAUUUCCUCCCCUCUGUCUCCUGACAGUCCCAUGCACCAACUUUCAGACUCUUCAGAAGGAGAAACGGGCUACCUUGAGUACCUGCGUGAUGCUCGGAAGGGCAUUGAGCUUUGCUCCUGGGGCUGUCGAGACUGGUCAGCCCCUUACGAUGGAGAAAACCCCUCUCCAAACUCUGCUCCUCUUCCACCUCCGCCUCCUACGUCCAACCCAUCCCUCAGUAUGGUACAAGAGCACUUCUCUGUGAUGGAUCCUGCCCAGCAGAGGGCAGCAGUGGUGGCCGCAGCACGUGCCGAGUGGAGCAGUUCAGAUCGAGAUAGUGGAGAGUGGGACGUUACCAUCAGCAAGAACUGUAUAAGUCUCACCCCCCGCAGUAAGAAACGCAGCCUUCUUCCCAGCUCCAUACCUCUUCAGUCUUCAUCUUCUGCAUCGGUCUCCACAGAAAUAACCGGCGCUUCGGAAACCGUAACCCAACACUCGCGUUCGACUCAUCCAGCUCUCUACAAUGGGAUGGGGCAGGUGGAGUUCACCGACAAUGUGGAUGAGAGAAUGGAGGCCAAGAAAGUGAAAAGGGAUUCAGAUGUAAAUAGUGGAAUGGUGGAGACUGGAAUGAAUGGGUCAAUGGGCCCUGUUGACUACAAUGAUUUCCAUGUAGGAUCAACGCUUAAAUCAUCUCAGGUGCAGUUGAAGCCUCAUCUGCAACAUCAUACCUCCGGGCCCUCAUCAACCCAAGACUGUCUACCAAGUGAGAGUCACAGAUUGUCUCCAGUUCUUGGUUUGACUGAGUCAUCUGCAGUGUCCCGCGAUAGGAAGGGCUCAGAGUCUGUUGAGCGUCUGAUUGAGGAGUUGCUGGAGCGGGCACCAUCAGAACCACUGUCUGGUGACUCGAAGUGUCAGGGAAUCAGCAUUGAGGCUUUCCACCAGGAGCUGAAGGAGCUGGAAGAACGUGUCCGAGAGAGGAGGGUGUCCUCACGCAGCUCAGAGGAAUCCUCUCGGGAGUCCCGGACUGCUCCUCUGCCCAACCUGACGGAUGAAGACUGUCUUCCAGUGGAGACUGAGCAGCGCUGCAGUGAAACCAAGCCUGACAGCUCUACCACUGGGGUAUUUAGUCCCGCUCGACCCCUCGGACAACCUCUUGCUCAGCCGUACACAGGUCCAUUUAUAACAGUCUUGUUCAGUAAACUGGAGAAUAUGAUGCAGAACUCCCUAUAUGUGAACAUUUUGCUGACGGGCGUUGUGUUCCAGCUGGCCUGUUAUCCGCAGCCUCUCCUCCGCUCUUUCCUCCUCAACGCCAACAUGGUGUUUCAGCCCAGCGUCAAAUCACUCAUUCAGGUGCUGGGAACAGUAAAAAAUCGGAUUGAGGUUUUUGCAGCAGCACAUGAGGAUUUCCCUGCCAUGUUGAGAAAGGCUCGACGCUUUCUGGUUGCGAGGGGAAAAUUAGACUGGUCUGACUCAGCUAUGGGAGUCCCCAGUCUCCGCCGAUCAGACUCAUUAAUUAAAAGCCGCAAGCCGUCUCUGGGUGAUCUUAUUCUGAGGCACACCAACAGUCCUACGAGAGCUCGCCAUGCAGCUCAGCUAGCUUUGGCCCACGUGAGGGAUGGAGGACAGUCUCUGCACAGUGCUUUGUUUCGGGGCAGCGCAGCCAGUGGAGCUUCAGGGCUGGAGAAGCAGGCAGAGGCGCUGAGGGUGAAAAACGCAGUCUACUGUGCUGUCAUUUUCUCUGAGUUUCUCAAAGAGCUAGCAGCUCUAGCACAGGAGCACGCCGUAGCUCUACCCUUCCCACCUAGUCAAGGCACAGAGGAAUAACAACAAGGCCUAAAGUUUCCUUUAUACUUUAUCCACUGUUCCUGGCACUGAGCUGUAGAUGAAAAUAUCCCUAAGGUUUUCCUUUUUAGGGAUUUAAGGCACUCAAAGAGACAGGAAAAAAAUCAGUUGCUCGUAAAGGUGAAGAGAGCUCAUCUCUUGUUAAUAGUCUCAUGUUCAUAAUGUAAUUUUUUUUUAAUUGUACAGAACCAUUUAUUCAUUAAGCUUUAGGAAAUUGUGCAUAUAAAUCUUGUAUAUAGUCUAUAUAAAAAUAUCUAUGUGUAUAACGACUUUUGUACACUCAGAGAGACUUGCAUCCUUUAAGCUGGAGGAAUUUGGCCGUAAACUUGCACUCCCUGUGUUUCUCUGUCACUUCAGAGACUAGCUAAAGUAGAUUCACUACACAUGGUUCUUUUAAACUUUUACGGGUGCGAAAGUGCCAUUUACAUUUUUAGCAACGGUUAUUUUGUCUUUUAUAGAAAAUUAGGUCUGUAGGAACACCGGAGUAUAUCACAAAUAAUCAUCUGACCUUUUUUAAAGGACAAGAUGUCAGAUACUGUUUACCAAUCCCAUGCUGGGCAGUAAAUCCCAAGCAUCGCAGCAGGGUUUGCCCUGUUAUGAGACACCUCUGAAAAAUCAACACAAUAUAUGUCAAAAUACCCAACAAGUUCUGCCAAUUUGUUGCUUGAAUCUGUUAACCCAACAGUUAGUCCAUAAAGAGAGGAGGGAGUUCAUUUCUCUAACCAUCAUCCCAAUGGAAGCCUGACGAAUUUAGCAAGGAAAGACUUUUAGUUUUUAUUCUCUCGUUGUGUUGCAGCAGUGAGGUUUAGGGAAAUGCGAAUGGUACAUUCACUCAGCAUGAUAUUACAUAUCGUCUUCAUUUUCUGCAAAGGCACUGAUAUUAAUUAUUAUUUUGUUCUGCACGUAAAGAUCUCCUCCUGUACUGAAUGUUGGCAUCCCUUUUGGCGUCUAACUAGGUGCUAAUGUCUUAAAUUUUUGACUGGGAUGAGCAGAGGAAGCUUGUUUAAUAAUUACCUGUCCCUUUAAGGAGUGAGUGAAGUUAUGUGAAUCAUAAGCCAUCUUAGUGUUGAAACAAAGUGAUGUUUGUUCUGUUCAUUUUUGCAUUUUGUUAGUGUUAUGGCGCAUGAGUGAAAUCAGCCAUAAUGAUUGAUUAUUUUUAUUUUAUUUUUUAAAUUGUUCAUUGCCAAAAUACUUUAGACACUUUAAUUUUCGGAAUGAAAGCUAAGAACAUGCUUGUGCAUUUUGAGUGUUUUUAAUUAAGCAAGUUUUAUUAUUAUUUUCCAGUAUUGCUUUUACCCCUUGUUCCCAAAUGUGUCUUAUAUAUAUAAAAAAAGUCCUGAAAUCAUCCAUCCAAGAGCUCUUUAAUCAUGCACAGACCAUAUGUGCAUUACCUCAGAUACUUAAAGGGAUUGUUUAAAAAAGAAAAAUUGCUUUGAGUUUACUCACCAACAGGCCAUCCAUGAUGUUAGGGACUUUUUUUUAAGGGAAACAUAACAUAAAAACUUUAGCUGAACCUGCGAUGCUUGUUGAUUUAUAUUAUGUUUGUUUUGUGUCAAAAAUAUAGUCAAAAACUAAAUGAAUACAUCUAUCUACUGAUAAUACAUUGAAGUCUUAUGAAGCAUUAUGAUUGUUCUGGUAAUAAGAUAAAUAAUGUUCCGUUUCACUACAUAAUACAUCAAUGUAUUGUCAGGAGCAGCAGGUAUUCAUUUUGGGGUUGGUAGCCAUUGACUUGCAUUUUAUAAAUCACCAAAGACCACAUUUUCAACUAAAAAUCUUCAUUAAUGUAAGAAAAUUGAUCAUCCUACGUCUUUGAUGGCUAGAAGUUGAGCAAAUCAACAGCAAAUUUUCACUAUUGUGCAAACUAUCUCCUUUUUUCAUGUCAUUUUUAAUAAUUCUGUCCAAUCAAAUAUCAUUUAAGGCAUUAUUUUUGAUAUGUAAAAGCAGACAAUGUAUUGAAAGUCAGUUAUACAUGAUUUUUCUAGCUGCUGAAUUGUCAAUCCAUCCAUUUCCCCCCUUAUCCAACCGUCCACACACCAUAUGUGGGACAUUUAACCUGAUGGUUGUCUUUUUUAUUUUUGAUUAAGUUGAUAUCUGGAAUGUUUGGCAUGCAAAUUGAAUAUUUAGGAUAAUGGUUGACCAUGAAAACAUGCUCUAAUGUCUGUGUGGGUGAGAAAGAUGAAAAUGGAAGGAUAAAGGGCAAGAGAUCGAAUGAUGUAACGGUACAUAUGUGUUAGUGUUCAGUCAUCUCUAUGGAGACAGCAGUUAAUACAGUUUCUAAGUUAGAAAUCAAAUAGACCAAUAGAGUUUAUGUGUGUAUUAGAUACCAAUGCACAUCAAACAGCCAUCGUUUCCAGGAUGUAAUAUAUGCUUGAAGUGGUGCAGAAAGCAUGUUUUUCUUUGUAUACAUGUUUAGUAUGAUUUUGAGAAAUCAGGAGCUCAUUGAUUAUGUAUGCUUGCUAUUGGAAAGUUUUUGUUUGAUCCGUUUGCAUUGCACAGUUGUUUUAUCUGUAAUUGGUGUCUUCUUUUCCCCCCCCUCCCCCCUGUUCAUUUAUACGAAUGAAACGUUGACAAGGCCUUUUUGCGGCUUGUUAUCUAUGCAAACUGGUUUCUGAGUAAGCAAAGAUGGUUCACUUUUUGGGGACAAACACAAAGUAAAUUUACAAUCUGGAAGCCCACUUCAAUAAUCUACCGGACUGUGUGCUAACUCAUGCAAAACUACGAAUGUUAUCGAAAUAUUUUUCUAUAUUUAAAAUGGAGUGGAACCAAAUCAAUGAUAAAGUCCUUCAAUGACAAAUACUCACUGAAAGGGAAUGUUUUUAUUAAUUUAUAAAUGUUUUACCUGGCAAUA